Molecule: messenger RNA, 228 nt
Organism: Racocetra persica
Lineage: Eukaryota; Fungi; Glomeromycota; Glomeromycetes; Diversisporales; Gigasporaceae
Source: the annotation of a GenBank genome assembly
AUCAAGAAUCGUUGUACAAUGAGUUUAGAAAAACUUUUACCUUGGCGAGCAACAAAGCAAAAUCAACUGCCCUCGUCUUCAACUUCGCACGCAAAAGCUGCUACUAUACCCUCGGAAUUGAUCCUACAGAUUUUUAAAUAUGUAACAUCUACUGCCGACCUUAAGUCUUGCAUUUUAGUAUGCAAAUCAUGGUGCCGGUGUGGAGUUGAACUGUUAUGGCAUAAGCCA